Messenger RNA from Rhipicephalus sanguineus (brown dog tick), 1757 nucleotides. RefSeq names its product G2/mitotic-specific cyclin-B3 (gene CycB3). NCBI's taxonomy places the organism in Eukaryota, Metazoa, Arthropoda, Arachnida, Ixodida, Ixodidae. The record is from RefSeq and is a predicted model, not a curated record. The coding region runs from base 280 to 1518 and encodes 412 amino acids. Gene Ontology annotation, molecular function: cyclin-dependent protein serine/threonine kinase regulator activity. Gene Ontology annotation, biological process: regulation of cyclin-dependent protein serine/threonine kinase activity; mitotic cell cycle phase transition. Gene Ontology annotation, cellular component: cyclin-dependent protein kinase holoenzyme complex; nucleus; centrosome. The transcript has 8 exons.
AUUGGCCGGUUCACGCAACGAACCGCAGGACGACGGCCAUUCGUCCAGGGCAUUCAGGGGGCUGCCUAUGGUGGUAACUUCAAAACAGACGUUGGCCCCUCCUUGUCGGUUGUAGCGGUGCGUGCAUCGUUGCAGUAGUUGCUGCCGUCACUGAAGAUUUUCUGGAUACACCGUCGCAGCCACCGUCAUCCACAAGCUGCGCCGUAGCGCUACAAAGACCGUGAGAAACCCCCUAAAGCAACAGCAGCUGGAUCGUAACCCUCCCCCCACUAAGCAACGAUGGCGACGAAAACAUCCAGACAGCUUCAGAUGCUCGCAGAAAACGCCCGCAAACAGGGAACGCAAGGCCCGGUAUCCCAAAAGCGGCCGGCCGAGAACUCCCCGGAGAAGGCCUCAUCGCGGAAACGUGCAAUUCUGGGCGACAUCACCAACCCCAACCACAAGGCAAUAGUGGCCGCAGCGGCCAAGAAAGAUGGCGGCCUGAUCAAGCCGGGGCCCAAGAAGACCGUGCUUAGGGCACGGAAUGCCGCAGCAGCUGCUGCUGCAGCUGCCGCACGUAAGGUCGUAGUCAAAGCAGCCACUGCCACCGCGGUUGCCGCCAAGCCCCUGCCAGAAAAAACUGCUACAAGUUCCAAAGAACCACAGACGUCUACUGUCUUGCCCACUGUUUCGGAAGUACGGCAAUGCUCUGAGCUGCCAGAAGGAGUAGCAGACUUCGACCUCGAGUCUCAAGAUGAGCCAUUCUCGGAGUCCACAUAUGCGGCCGACAUCUUCAAGUACUACAAGGAACGCGAGGGGUCGUUCCGGGUAUCCAAGUACCUCGAUCGGCAGGAGGAGCUCUCGGUAGGCAUGCGGUCAGUACUCGUCGACUGGAUGGUGGAGGUGCAGGAGAACUUUGAGCUCAACCACGAGACCCUCUACCUGGCGGUCAAGUGUGUCGACCGGUACCUGUCCCUGGAGCCCUGCUCCAAGACCCAGCUACAAUUGCUGGGAGCCACCGCUCUGUUUGUGUCUGCCAAGUUUGACGAGCGCUGCCCACCGUCUGUCAGGGACUUCCUCUACAUCUGUGACGAUGCCUACAGCCAUGAUGAACUCAUUGCCAUGGAGACCCACCUGCUAAAAAAGUUGGACUUCGAGCUGGGAGUGCCGGUCUCUUACCGGUUCUUGCGGCGGUAUGCGCGCUGUGCAAAGUUGCCCAUGGAGAUCUUGACGCUGGCGCGCUACGUGCUCGAGAGCUCCCUGCUCGACUACUACUUGGUGGACCAGAGGGAAUCCAAGAUGGCCGCUGCAGCUUUGCUGCAGGCCUUGCUCAUGAAGGGCUGCUCCUGGAAUCCAACGCUGCAAUACUACUCUGGCUACAAGGCUGAAGAACUGACAAACUUGCAGCAACAUCUCAACCAGUUCCUGCACCAGCAACAAAAGGGCAACCUUGAUGCCAUCCGCUCCAAAUACUCGCACAAGGUGUUUCACGAGGUAGCACUCACCCCCUUGUUACCAGUGGCGACGAAGACGAGCUAGGCAUCUGACCGCCUCGCCAAUCGCGUCUUUGUCGUGAAACUUGCCAAACCAGCCUUUUGUGCGGAAGACUGGAGACUUGGGGAGGGAAUUCGCGAAGCGCGCACACGCAUUGCUCAUUGUGCUCUAAGAUCCAUGUACAUAGUCAUCACGCUGCCGCAUCUUUUUUAGUGCUUUUAUCCCAAGACUGCCCAGUUGCCAACCUGCAAUUUUUAAAUAAACCCAAAUGUGUACAGCCAUCA